UGGUGGCAAGCACAACUGCUUAUUAGCGGAUUGGAAUCUUCCGACGGCCCAUUUAUUUCUCCACUGUCUUUCUACCUACAUUGUACAGUAAAACCCUAAUAUGGAAUCCUCCGCCAGAAUUUUCUCUUCCCCAAAUCUCACUCGCCAUUUACGCACCUCCCUCGUCGUCUUCCUCAAACCUCAUCAAUCGUCUCCUCCUCCUAAUAAGCAUCCACCACCGUUCAUCAUCCGAUCAUCCUCAACCUGGAAAACAUCCUCUCCUCCUCCGAUCCCCCCCUUUUGCUGCAUUCGCGCUUCGCAUCAUCAUCCUAUCUUCUUCUCUCACUCUCAUAGAGUUUCAGGCAAAUUCGGAUUAUUAUUCAAUUCACUCUCUUCCUCUCACAUAACCGCCUCAUUUCACUCCAGCGAUGGUUCCGUUUCCUCAGACGUUGAUAACAACAACAAGUCCUCCGAUUCGAAUUUGUAUACUAUACACGGCGGAGACGCGGCGGAAGCGGCGGCGGAGGAUAAGCGACCGUUGGUAACCGCUGUACUGAUGGGAUGGUUGGGAGCGAAACCUAAACAUCUGAAGAGGUACGCUGAACUGUACAAUUCGAGAGGAAUUAACUCUGUUAGCUUUGUAGUUUCGGCGAAAGAAGUUGUUGACAUGGGGAAGAAAUUGGAAGCUAGAAUCGAAUCCUUCUCCCGUGAAAUUGAGUCGUGGCUGAGGGAUUCAGACAAAGAUGGACGCCAACGAUUCUUGAUCUUCCAUACUUUCAGUAAUACCGGCUGGCUUGUAUAUGGAUCAAUUCUUGAGAAAUUUCAAGGGAAGAAGGAAAUUCUGGACAAGAUUAAAGGUUGCGUUGUUGAUUCUGGAGCAGACCCACAAAUUAAUCCCAAGGUUUGGGCAGCUGGUUUCGGCACUGCCCUGUUGAGAAAACGGAGUUCAGCAGUGUACCCUUUCAGCGAUGACUCAGUAGAAACACAUAACAAAGAGACCACCACCACCCCUUUGGUGGAAUCAAUGUUAUUGGCAUUGCUAGAGAAGAUCUUCACUGUUCUUCUUGAACUGCCCUACAUAAACGGGAGGUUGAAGAAGAUCAUAGAUAUACUAGCAAACAAACAACCUUAUUGUCCUCAACUUUACCUAUAUAGUACUGCAGACAAAGUCAUUCCUUAUCAAUCUAUUGAAUCUUUCAUUGAAGAUCAAAAGAGAAAGAGAGGAGGAGGACAAGUACUUUCCUUUAACUUCGCCAACUCUCCUCAUGUUGAUCACUACAGGAAUUUUCCAGAAAUUUAUUCUUCGCAGCUGCACAAUUUCUUGGAAGCAAGUCUUUCCAAAACCUCCUCCUCCUGAAAGUGAAACCCUCAAAAUUCUCUGUUUUUUUUUUUUCUUUUUUGAAUUGAAUUGAAAUGGGUAGAAAAUUCUAAUGCUUACUCAUUGUUACAUCAAAGUAAAAUGCUUUCAUUGUGAAACA
Molecule: messenger RNA, 1457 nt
Organism: Impatiens glandulifera
Lineage: Eukaryota; Viridiplantae; Streptophyta; Magnoliopsida; Ericales; Balsaminaceae
Product: transmembrane protein 53-like
Exons: 2
Coding region: 101-1336 (411 amino acids)
Source: RefSeq, a predicted model, not a curated record